Messenger RNA from Botrytis fragariae, 2055 nucleotides. RefSeq names its product putative heat shock protein mitochondrial precursor protein. Bases 1 to 2055 code for a protein of 684 amino acids. NCBI's taxonomy places the organism in Eukaryota, Fungi, Ascomycota, Leotiomycetes, Helotiales, Sclerotiniaceae. The transcript has 3 exons. The record is from RefSeq and is a predicted model, not a curated record.
AUGAACAGUCAAUUCUCAGCAAACAUGCCUUCAACUGAUGGAGAUACCGAUGUGACCGAGGGACUUGGCCGUGACCAAAACCUCAACAACAUCGAGAAGCAAGAAUCUCCCCGUCGUGGUUCUGUUGCUACACCUGUCAAGUCUAGCAUUUUCUCUAAUUCCCAAGCUAAAAUAAAUACCAAAGAUCUAUUCGCCUCGAUCGAGAUAGAUGACAGCUAUGAUCCCGUCACGCCAUCCGAUUCAUCAGCCAAAGCUGUCCGUGGUAAUGGAAGAAAGACAGUCAGAUCUCUAUCUCCAAGAAAAGCUGCUAGUACUAAGCGCACACCCAACCAGAUCUCUAAGAUCAAUCAAUCUUCAAAGAAGAGAGAGAUCAGAGAAAGCCGCGCGAUCUUGAGAAGCGAACUACGCGGCGAGUAUUCCGAAGAAGACGACGAUGACUGGGAGGACGAGAACGAUGGAGUCAAGUCCCCCGAAAACACUUGGGGCAAAGCUGGUAAGGUAAUUGGCUCUGCUGGAAAACCAACACAUCCAAAUGGUCGAGUCGAAGGACGCAAGCUUGUACCUUGGCACAAAGUAAGAAUGCCCGAGAAAUUGAUUCUAUGCAUGGUGUAUGAAUGCCGCCGAGCAGAAUUGGACAUUCCGUGGGACAACAUCGCUCACAGAAUACGCCCUGGUAGUUCUGGUGCAGCUACCAUACAGCAUAUCAAUAAGCUGCGUGAAAUUCUUAUUCCAGAAGGUCACCUUGUUCCUCCUCCUUUUGCAAAGAAGAAUAAUGUUGAUCCAAAUGUUCGUGGAUACAUUCGUGAUAUGAAUUCUGAAGACCCAAAAGCAACUCGUGCAGUUACUUGGGAUGAGAAAAUUGAGGACUUGAAAGAGAGUCUAGUCAUUCCUGGUGUCACCAGAGGCUCAGGAACUUAUCGUCGUGAUAGGGCUCGAUGGCAAAACAACAAGGUAGCCAUCGUCGAGGAAACCCCUACCAAGACUCUCUCUAGUCGACAAGGUGCUGAAAAGCGAGCACCGAAGGCAAAGACUGAACAAAAGGAGAAGUCUUUCAUGGUCAAGAGGGAGCGAUCCGAAUCUAUCGACCCUACAGAAAUGCCAUCAGAUGAGGAUUACGACCCCGGAAACCGUCUUAAGAUCAAGGGUCAUCGCAAGCGUAAGGUCAAGGUCAAGACCGAGCGUAAAUAUGAUUUGGAUGAGACCAGCGAUUCCGAGGGUGAAUCAUUUGGAUAUUCUGACAAUGAUGACUUCCUUGAAGAGACACCCUGCAAGAAGGUUGCCGGAAAUCAUGCAAUGACACCUUUAGCCAGUUUGCCACUCAAGCUCAAGAUUUCACCCGAUAAGCUAAAGAAAUUCGCUGCAGGCGCUUCCGUGAACUCAGCUGAGGAGGAGGUUGCAGUCGAUGAGACCGAGUACAUUGGCAGAUAUGGCGAUGGUGAUGAUGACGCAGAGACGAUCGCAGAUGCUCAUGCUCGCGACGUUGAUGAUGUUUUUGGUCAUGUAGGCUUGCAUCUCAACAAUGGUAAUUCUGAGCUUCAGAAUCAGCUUGUUUUCACACCUUACGGCUACAAUGGAGGCAUGAACCCUGGUUCCGGUACUUACAACCCACAAGGUGCAUUAAAUGCUCAAUCCUAUGAUCAAGUUUACGGCCAAACUUAUAGCAGUCAUAACUUUAUGAAUGUUGAGACGGGACCGUAUCAAAAUACACAUGGUAGCUACCAAUACCCCAACCAGCAAUUCUUCGGCUUUCAAACCUCCGGCUCAGCACCUGUCAUAAACCAUGGCUUGAACUUCGACGGCCCAGGUGAGAUGAUGCAGGAUCUAAAUGGUGGUCAUAACAGCAUGAGUUCCUUGCCACCUAGCAUCGGAGUCAGCUCGGACAGUAGCGGGUACGGCAACUUUACUGACUCUGCGGGUCCCACCUAUGACGGAUCUGCUUACGAGUUUAUCGAUCCCAGCGAACUUCCUGGACAGGGUUUCGAAUCUUUCAACGAUGGGUUUGUUCAAGAUUACAAUUCUAACCAACCUUUCAUCCCUGAUGACAGCAACCUUUGA